AUGUAUCGAGGCUUGGGUACAAUUGAACAAGAAUUCCAAACAGAAGUAAUAAUUGAAGAAGGAGAUAUUGAUGUAGUGCUAGAGGAACCUUCAAGUAAUUCGAAAUCAAAAUUAAACGAAAAUCGAGGAACUACCAAUAAACAACAAAUUUCAUGUGAUCUUUGUGAUAAAAUAUUUAAGCAUAAAGGCAAUCUAGUUCGACAUAUGCGAAUUCAUACCGGUGAAAAACCUUAUUCAUGUGAUGUUUGUGAUAAAGUUUAUGCGAGAAAGAGCCAUUUAGUUCGGCAUCAACAAACUCAUACUGGUAUUAAACCAUUUUUGUGUGAUAUUUGUAAUAAAGCAUUCACUAGAAAUGACCAUUUAUUUAAACACAGAUUAACUCAUAUCGGUAUAAAACCAUUUUCAUGUGAAGUUUGUGAUAAACAGUUUACUCGAAAAGAUCACUUAGUUAAUCAUGAGCGUAUCCACACUGGUGAUAAACCCUUUUUAUGUAGUAUUUGUAAUAAAACAUUUACUCGAAAUGAACAUUUAAUUGUACAUAAACGUAUUCACGAUGACGAAAAACCAUUUUCUUGUGAGUUUUGUGAUAAAGCAUUUAACUAUCAAAAAAGUUUAAUUGAACAUACGAGAAUUCAUACGGGAGAAAAACCCUAUGAAUGUGAUUUUUGUGAUAAAAGUUUUGGCAGACAAAGCCACUUAGUUCGGCAUGAACGAACUCAUACUGGUGAAAAACCAUUUUCAUGUUAUCCUUGUAAUAUAUCAUUUAAGCGACAUGAACAAUUAGUUAAACAUGAAAGUUCUCAUAGUUUCGAUCCUUUUGUGGUGUAA
This is a messenger RNA of Chrysoperla carnea, 828 nucleotides long. Its product is annotated as gastrula zinc finger protein XlCGF71.1-like. The coding region runs from base 1 to 828 and encodes 275 amino acids. The transcript is spliced from 2 exons. NCBI's taxonomy places the organism in Eukaryota, Metazoa, Arthropoda, Insecta, Neuroptera, Chrysopidae. The record is from RefSeq and is a predicted model, not a curated record.